This is a messenger RNA of Helicoverpa zea (corn earworm), 2819 nucleotides long. RefSeq names its product multiple C2 and transmembrane domain-containing protein-like. The record is from RefSeq and is a predicted model, not a curated record. Lineage: Eukaryota; Metazoa; Arthropoda; Insecta; Lepidoptera; Noctuidae. Gene Ontology annotation, molecular function: calcium ion binding. Gene Ontology annotation, cellular component: synaptic vesicle membrane. Gene Ontology annotation, biological process: regulation of neurotransmitter secretion. The coding region runs from base 177 to 1982 and encodes 601 amino acids. The transcript has 14 exons.
CUAAGCUUAUUAUGUAUUGAACCACAUACCUAACGGUCGUGCCGUCGGACUUCGCGAUCAGAGUUACUUUAAACUUAUGCUUGAAUGAGCAAUUCACAAAAACUGAUACCAAGGGCAAUUAAAGACUAGUUACGUGCUUCGCGUUUAGUCUUCCUCCUAAUCAGUCGCGCUCAUCGAUGGCGGAGAACACCUUCCUUAUAUCAAACAGGAGGUGGUGUGCGGCUUUGAACCAUAUUUUUGUGUCGCUCGCAAUUCCUGACGGUUUGGUGAUGGACCCGUUGGCGCCCACCGCGCUUGCAGUCUCCUCGGACUUCAUGGACCGCAUUGGCAGUGGGCUAACCAUACUUAGAGAUCACGGCAAAAAAGUUCAGAAGUAUGUUUGGAAAAACAGAAAAUUCGACAUUCUCAAGAAGUCUUGGAAGUCUAUGGUGAAUGUCGUUUUAAUUGAUGCCAAAGAUACGCCGAGCGGCAGUGCCAAUGGACUAUAUUGUAAAUUUCGGCUGGGCAGCGAAGGUCACAAGUCGAAGCAGCUGUCAAAGUCGAAACUAUCAUGGUGUGAGCGAUUCAACUUGUACUUAUACGAUGACAACAACUUGGAAAUUACAGUCUGGCACAAGGGGAAGCAGAAGAGCUUUAUGGGCAGGUGUGUCAUCGACCUCUCGCAACUGGAAAAGGAGAAGACCCAUGAACUGUGGCAGGAACUGGAGUGCGGUCAAGGCUCCAUACAUUUGCUGAUUACUUUGAGCGCCACUGCGAGAGUCAUGCCCCUGGACAAUGUGCCCACGACAACUGCCGUGCAACACGCCACUCCCGAGGGAGAUAAGUUUUCAUGGUACCGGCUCGACAACAACUGGGGUGAGGUCGGCGAGCUAACCGUCACGGUGUAUGGCGCCGAAGGGUUGAGCGCGCUCAGCAUCAGCGGGAAAGCUGACUCCUACUGCGUGCUGGAGCUGGACAACUCCAGGAUACAGACGCAUACCGUGCCUGGGACUUCCGACCCUAUGUGGAACAAGAGUUAUACUUUCCCUAUCAACGACGUAACUUCUAUGCUAACAAUAACAGUAAAGGAUGAAUCGAUAAUCAACACAAUGAAAGACGAGACUCUCGGGAAGGUAUCGAUACCGCUGCUAACAAUAGUGAAUGAUGAGAAAGCCUGGUUCGACCUCAACAAUCGAUCGAAGAAAUCUGCUACAAAGGGAAACUCCCCGAAAAUUCAAUUACAAAUGUCCAUCGCGUGGAACCCGAUAAAAGCCUCAUUCAGGUUAUUAAGUCCAAAAACAAACAAAUACACGGAACCAACGCCGAAGACUUUCAACAUUCCCCUGAUAUACAGCAACUUGAAGUUCAUCAAGGAUAUAUUCUAUGCCGUUUACUAUGGAAACGAGCAUUUGAAAUAUUUGUUUGAGUGGGAGAAUCGUGAGAAGUCAGCGCUGGCGCUCUCGGCUUGGCUGUUGUUUUGGUACUUCUUCCGAAUGUGGAUGACGCCUCUUCUAGUCCUUAUUCCCUUCCUUUAUUUUUGGGCUACACGCAACUCUGCUAACCUGAUGCCUAUUUCCCAUUUCGAUGAAGAUUCGUCUGACGAAGAUCUGGACACUACCAAGGAUGACAAAACAAUAAAAACUCGUCUAUACGAGCUACAAGAUCUCACGUUUACGAUAAAGGAUGGGAUAGACUACGUUGUCUCUUUACUGCAGAGGGUUAAGAAUUUGUUCAAGUUUGCGGUGCCAUAUCUAAGCUACCUCGUGAUGACUGUUUUGUUUGCAGCUGCGAUUGCAUUCUACAUUAUUCCUGUUAAUUAUAUAUUUAUGGCUUUAGGUAUUUACAAGUUUAUGCGCAAAGUACUGAAUCCUGACAGGAUUCCUAACAACGAUAUUUUGGACUUCAUUUCAAGGAUACCAGACGACAAAAUGCUGAAACAAUGGCGUGAACUAAGAGUGCCUGAAACGAACUUCAACAGAUCGUAUUCUCUGAAGAAGCGAUAAACUUCGGAAGAUAUUAGGCGCUACACACAAUGCGCUACAUAGCGUAGUGCUCUAACAUGUGCAUCUUUAGCACCGAAGUGCUCAGUGCCUUGUGCGAGUUUUACAGGUUAACGUUCUCGAUGCUUAAAUUAUCAUACAACUUAUUUAAAAAGCAUUAAUUUUAGAACUAUUUAUUGACUAUUAAAAAGCUGUCAUCGGAUUUUGGUCGCGUUAUAAACGCGGACUCUCAAGAAAUAGUAAACAUUAUUAUCCGGCAAAAUGAAAUCAUGUGAUGUAACAUACGACAGUCAAUUUUAGUUGAGAUAUAGUUACGUAUCGAGAGGGUUAACUUACAAAACUCGGAAUGCACUCUAUCCCCGGCUGUGACGUCACAAGUGACGUAGGCUGUGCCCGCCUCCUUGCACAACCCUGUGCAAAUUAUCUAAAGACGUCAUUAGACGAUAAAGCUCAAAUCCUAUUUAUAAAUAAGUACAUAUUUAAUCAUAUAGGUGAUAUUUAAUUUAAUUUGCCAUUCGUUAAAUAAAUUAGCGUUUAGAUAUUAUGUCCGCAUGCAUUUUAAAGUUAUUUCAUUGUAGAAAUAUAGUUCUUUUUUAUAAAUGGUUUGCGGAUUUGUCAUACAUUUUGUAUCACGUCAUGUUAUCAUCUUCCUAUCAACUCAUUGACAGACAAGAGCAAAUAACAUGAUUAUUUUAGCCAUGUUUUGCAUAAUAAUAGAUAUAUAGUAAUAGUUACUCAUUGUACAAACACAGCAAUAAAUUAAGUAAUUAGGAUUAUAAUGAAAUUGUGAUGAUUAGGAUUAAGAAUGGAACGAUAAAUAAUAAUUAUUAUAUUCUUAUA